AUGAAGGAGUCGUUAGAUAGAUCAGAAUUGCGCAGAAUGCAAAGGGAGCAAGAGCGGGAACGACGCCGUAUAAGGGACAGGCAAAGAAGGCAGUCUAUGACCGUUGAACAGAGAGAACGACAUCUGGCUCGGCGUCGUAGGAACUAUCAACUUAGACGACUGAGAGCUGAGAAUGCUAAAGUUGAUUGCCAAUCUCAGCAAAUAAGCAAUGAACAUGAAGAAGCAGCAGCAGCAGCAGGAGGGAAUGAAGGGAAUGAUGCCCAAGAAGUUACUCAGACUGAAAAGCUAAGCGCCGAACGUCUGCAUUACUCUGAGUGCUUGGAAGCUGCAGCUUGUAAAUCGGCUAAUUUCACCAAACGGUUGCGUUUGAGUCAUAUAAGGCGGCUUGCACGAUCCUUGAAUCAUUUAGGGGGUGAAGCUAUUGGUAACCACCAAAUUGUAGCAGACGUGAUUACAAAGGGUGAUGCUAAUAAUACUUCUUGCUUCCGAAUUGGAGAUUUUGAUUCUGGUAGGCUGCCAAAUGGACUACGAUUGAAUCGUGUUAAACGUCUUGCACGGACAUUAAAUAUUGCUGCUCAUGAGACUUCUGUGAACUGCCCGAAAGUGGACCAGAAUGUGUCUGCGGAAGAGGUUCCAGUGACUGGUGAUGAUAAGCCUAAAUUUGGACAAACUAUCAGGGUCGGAGGAGAUGUUGAAGGACCCAACAUGGAUGAGAAAUCUGCAUGGAUGUGCUAA
This is a messenger RNA of Prunus armeniaca (apricot), 735 nucleotides long. NCBI's taxonomy places the organism in Eukaryota, Viridiplantae, Streptophyta, Magnoliopsida, Rosales, Rosaceae. The record is from the annotation of a GenBank genome assembly.